This is a messenger RNA of Symbiodinium pilosum, 2178 nucleotides long. Lineage: Eukaryota; Dinophyceae; Suessiales; Symbiodiniaceae. The record is from the annotation of a GenBank genome assembly.
GCUGUGCCUCAAGCCUGUGGCAAGUGCGAAAUGGCCGGCGAAUCUGCCGAGCUACUCCGGCGCAUCGAUGGCUUGCAGGAAGAGCUCCGCUUGCUCAGCGAUCGAAUUGUGAAAUUCGAGACGCCGGGCAUCCUUCAGGAACUUCGAAUGCUGAGCGACCGUGUCGCUAGCCUUGAGACCACGGGGAUCCAGCAGGAGCAAGUGGUUGUGAGUGCAUCGCCGGAUCCGACAGCAGAGAUGGUGGACGCAAGUGAUGCCCAGCGGCUCGAAGCUGGGAUGUUUCAAGGUGCCAGCGAAGAGACGGAGCAGUUUCGCACAAGGAGAAACACUGCCAAAUCGGUCUUUUUUGGCACAAGGAAUUCAAGGAAGCUUACAGCCAGAUCGGUCAUCGCAACAGAAUCGGAGCACGAACUUCAAGAGUCGUUCUGGGACGCUUUGCUGGUAGCAGGGCUGGAUGAGAUCGGCCCGGCUGGAACUGCCGUCAUCGCCUUUGGUGUUUUGGCAAGCUUCGGCCUCCAGCUUCUCUUCGUCUGGAUCGUCUUUACAUCGUUCUUGGGCCAUGAUGCCAAGUAUGACGUCAAUCAUUUGAGGGAUUGGCGCUUGCUGUAUGGUCAUAGCUUGGAUUCCUCCUCUGGCGCCUCAAGGGUGUCAAAGAUCUGUGGUGGAGCCCUCUUUGAGCGAGAGUGGUGGCACAGUGCGCUGCUGGAUGAGGUCGAUGCCUACCUUCUUCCAGUAUUUCCAGGCACUUUUCCCGAUUUGAGUGUCGGAGUGGUCCUAUCUAGCAUUGCGCUAGCAAUCUGGGCCUGUUACAUCGCUGCCGAGCUACAAGAUGCAGGCAGAUUUGCAUGGUCCAUCUUCCAGCUUCCUAGCGGUAACACGGUUAUUACCGCGGUCAGCCAGGAGGACCGUGUCUUUGAGAGUGUCAGUUGCCUACGCCGCAUCAUGGUGUUCUGGACGGUUCUGGCACGUUUGGCGAUAGCUGUCAUGCUGGGAAUUACUGGAGGCCUUUGGCUUGCAUAUACCCGGGAUAUCACCGACAUCAUGCUCAACGCUGUGGCCCUGCUUUUCAUCCUGGAGAUCGAUGAGCUCUUGUACAAGGUCCUGGCAUCAAAGCAUACCAUGAAGUAUCUCUCCUCGGUUCGCACUCUUCAGCUUGGCCAACGCAAAACAUGGGCGGGUGUUGAUGUGUGGAGUAUGAUGAGACUUCUUCUGCUCGUUGUAGUCACGGCCAUCUUCAUCCAGUGCACAGUUUGCCAAAAUGCAAUUCAGGCCAAAGCCGCGUUUGACAGCCUGUGUGGUGGCAACCUGGAUUUCGUGUACUCCUCCCAUCCACAAAUGGGGCCCAUCAUGGUCAUGGAUACCAAGCCUUUCGACCUACGCGAAGCGAAUUGGCUACCUGGCAUUCGCCAAAUGAUCGAAGAUGUGGUUCUCAACUACGAUCGCCGAGAUCUUGCAGAUGUUGUGACUUGGCGCCUGGAGGUGGGAGAUCGAAAGGUGGUGGCUCAGGUCGUGCCUAAGCAGGUCACACAGAUCUUCACGGCAUAUACCAAGCUUGAUGCAAUAAAUGCUGCUGACAACGAUGUGAUCUUCAGCAUCUCUUGUGAAGACCGACGUCCGUCGCAGUCGGAGUGGGAAUGGUCUACGGUGACAGCCAUGACCGGCGCCACAAACUGUAGGGAAGCCCAACCCUUCUGCGACAACAGAAGCUUUCCACUGGUUCGCAUGGUUUGCCCAGAAACGUGCGGUUGCACAGUGGUAGACAGCGGAAUUCUGAUUGAUACCGGAUGCAAACAGAGGUGCCAGAAUGAGAUGGCCUUCAAGGCGAGUCAAGAAAAUGCUUCUUGUCUCGACUAUUCCAUGUACAACCCAGAUGACAAUCGUUCAGAGCCCUGGCGACGGUUCUGGCAAGACUGGGGUAGAAUGAUGGAGUCUCUUGCAACAAAUGCAACUGACAGAGAGGAGAUGCAGGAGCUGUUUAGUAUGCUCGCAAUCGCUGACUGCAGCUUCAUAGAGGGCCUAGAAGAUUUCGUGUGCCACCCGGAGAAAGAUUCAACCUUCAGUGGCGACAAUGCCCCGAUGAAGGUUCGCUCCGCUUCGUGGGCUUGCCCGGAGACCUGCGGCUGUAGCGAUCAAGGCAGAGGAGCCUUCUGCCCAAAAUGUGGCAGUUCGAAGGCAUGA